GGACACAAGUCUCCUUCAUCUGACUUUUCUUUCUCUCUGGGGCUGCUGAGGAAGAGAGAGAAAGAGGGAGGGGGGAUCAGGCUGAACUCUAAAGCUUUCGCUCCCUUAUCCCCCAAUCUGGAUUUAGCCCAGUGGGAUUGUACAAAACCCGGAUCUACUGAAAAUCCCCCGAGGAUCCCCAGACACACUGGGGUUCUCAUGAAAGUUUGGGAGCUACAACAUAGACUCUGACAACUGGAAGCUUCUCAAGAGCUGAGGAUCUGAAGAUGGAUUACAGCAUGCUAGGAGGGGUGCCACGGUUCUUAACUAGGCCUAAGGCCUUUAUGAUGUCUGUGGGGAAAGACGCUACUCUGAGCUGCCAAAUUGUUGGAAACCCCAACCCUAUGGUCACAUGGGAGAAAGAAAAACAUCCAAUUAUAUCAGGAGGGCGGUUCAAGAUGGUCCAAGAUGACAACCUGUAUCGACUGACCAUUUAUGACUUAAGUUUUGAAGACAGUGGCCAAUACAUUUGUAGGGCCAUCAACAACAUUGGUGAAGCGUUUGCUGCGGUCACAAUAAAGGUAGGGGACGAGAAGGAGGGCACUGUCGCAGAAUGUGCCCCAUAUUUCAUUUUGAAACCAACAAGUACAAGGGUGAAUCUGGGAGAAGAUGCCACCUUUCAAUGUAGGGUCCAGGGUUUUCCAACCCCAUCUAUGAGCUGGGAAAAGGAGGGAAAACAACUUGGCAAAGCUUAUGAGUCAAACAGAAUUCAGAUUGAUGUGGAUGGAGAGUCCAGUGCCCUAAAAAUUCAUUGUAUUCGAUUUUCAGAUAGUGGGACAUAUAUAUGUCGAGCAGAAAAUGCUAAAGGACAGGCCACAGCUUCUGCUUCUCUGUUAAUUGACUCUUUUAGUAACUUUAAUGCACAUGGUACAAGUGGUCCAGAGCAAUCAUAUGGCAAACCAGUCUCACUAUUAUCUCACCUCCAGAAACGACGUGAGGAAAUGAGGAAAACAGACGUUUCCAUCCAUGGUAGUUAUGAAACAAAUGUUGCAUCCUAUGGAGCAAUAGAUUCACUGGCAGGCAUAGGCAUGAGCUUAUCUCUUGACUAUGAUAGAGCUGCUUCUCUUGCCACAAAGGGAACUCGUGAUGGUACAUUUAGCGUGCUCACACGCACGUGCACGGUGACUGAGGGUAAACAUGCCAAAAUGAGCUGCUAUGUUACAGGAGAACCUAAGCCUGAAAUCGUGUGGAAGAAGGAUGGUGAAGUGAUCACAGAGGGAAGGAGACAUGUCAUUUAUGAGGACGAACAAGAGAACUUUGUACUGAAAAUACUGUUCUGCAAACAAAUUGAUAAUGGCCUGUACACCUGCACAGCUUCCAAUCUUGCGGGUCAGACGUACAGUUCUGUGCUUGUCAUAGUUAAAGAACCUAGAAUACCUUUCAAAUCCAAGUUAAGGGAUCUUGAGGUCAGAGAAAAGGAGUCGGCCACCUUCCAGUGUGAGGUGCCAGUUUCUCACACUGAAUCUACCUGGUUCAAGGAGGAGACAAUGAUAAAGCAGAGCAAUAAGUACAGUAUUGAAGAGGAGGGAACCAUCAGAAGACUCACCAUUCAAAAUGUGACAGCCGAUGAUGACGCUGUUUAUAUCUGUGAAAUGAAAGAAGGCAGCAGAACUAUUGCUGAGUUAUCUGUGCAAGGCAAUCUAAUUAAAAAACUCCCAAGACGGACAACAGUAACAAUCACUGACACAGCAAUUUUCUGUGUUGAACUUGACAAUGAUGUCGAUAACAUCAGAUGGAUGAAGAACGGAGAAAUAGUAAAGCCUGAUGGACGUAUCAUGAUUACUUCAUCUGGCAAACAGCACACCAUGAUUAUCCGAGAUUGCCAGAGCAGUGAUGCCGGAGAGAUUGCAUUUAUAGCUGGUGAAUGUAGGACGUCCACUAAAUUCACUGUCACUAGUUUAAGGAAACCCCCUACAAAUGCCCCUAUUAAUCCUUUGGCGAAAGAUAAAAGUGAUACAUCAGUUACAUUAGUCUGGUCCCCUCCCCCGAUGGAUCGGCCAGUACCUAUUGAUGGGUACAUCAUAGAAUACAAAAAGCUUGGAGCCACAAGCUGGUUGAGGUGCCACGAAUCUGCCAAUGUCCCUGUCCCCGAAUUCACUGUUCGCAAUGUUGUAGAUGAAGGAAACUUCCAGUUCAGGGUCAGCGCAGUGAAUAGUUAUGGGCAGAGUCCUUACUUGGAGUUCCCUGGAACACUGUACCUUGAACCUAUACCAACUAUUAAAGCUCCGUUGAGGCCAGCUGAAGUUACGGUAGGUGGAGAAGCAUCAUUCUUCAUAGACCUGAGCACAGUUUCUUCUGGCAUUUGGUUGCUAAAUGGCAAAACUAUCCAGAAUAAUGAGCAGUACGUAAUAAAGAGAGUGAAGAACACUCACACAUUGAUCAUCAAAAACGUCUCUCAUGCUGAAGAUGAAGCGGAAGUGAAAUUCAUUGCUAAUGGGAUUGAGAACUCUACCAAGCUGAGAGUGAAAGCCCUGCCUCAUUUUACAAACACAAAAAAGACUACGGAUGUGAAGGUGAUCUCAGGGGAACAAGCACAGUUUGUCUCCGAGACCUCAGAGGAGAAUGUCAAAGUCUCGUGGUACAAAGAUGGCAAAGAGAUCAGGCAGUCCAAAAAGUUCAUUCUAGAAGUGAAGGCAAAGCAACAUUUACUUGUCAUUUCCACUGCCAAGAAAGAAGAUGAGGGAACCUACACAUGCAAAGUUGGAGAUGACUCUGUUUCCUUCACCUUAAAGAUUACUGAACCAGAACCUGCAUUUACCAACUUAGACAAGGUGCAGAAGGAGGUACAGGUUGUCCUAUCAGAGAGCGCUACCCUGAGCUGUGAGGUCUCUCAGGCCAAGACCGAGCUGAAAUGGUACAAGGAUGGGAAGCUGAUCACUGCCAGCAAGAAGUUUAGGGUGGAAUCUGAGGGCAAAUCCCGCCGUCUGAUUGUUGAAAAGGUUGAGAAGAAAGAUGCUGGAGAGUACAGCUGUGAGGCAGCCGGGCAGAAGAUCAACUUCAAGGUCAAAGUCACAGAGCCUGAACCUGCAUUCACCAACCUGGACAAGGUGCUGAAGGAGGUGCAGGCUGUUCUUACAGAGAACGCCACACUGAGCUGCGAGGUGUCUCAAGAUAAGACUGAGGUGAAGUGGUACAAGGGUGGGAAGCUGAUCACUGCUAGCAAAAAGUUUAGGGUGGAGUCUGAGGGCAAAUCCCGUCGGCUGAUUGUGGGACAAGUGGAGAAGAAAGAUGCUGGAGAGUACAUCUGUGAGGCAGCCGGACAGAAGAUCAACUUCAUGAUCAAAGUUAGAGAGCCUGAACCUGCAUUUACCAACCUGGAGAAAGUGCAGAAGGAGGUGCAGGUCGUCCUAUCAGAAAGCGCUACCCUGAGCUGUGAGUUGUCCCAGGCUAAGACUGAGGUGAAAUGGUACAAGGACGGGAAACAGAUCACUGCCAGUAAGAAGCUUAGGGUGGAGUCUGAGGGCAAAUCCCGCCGCUUGAUUGUGGACCAGGUGGAGAAGAAAGAUGCUGGAGAGUACAGUUGUGACGCAGCCGGGCAGAAGAUCAACUUCAGGGUUAACGUCACAGAACCUGAACCUUCAUUUACUAACCUGGACAAGGUGCAGAAGGAGGUGCAGGUCGUCCUAUCAGAAAGCACCACCCUGAGCUGUGAGGUGUCCCAGGCAAAAACAGAGGUGAAAUGGUACAAGGACGGGAAACAGAUCACCGCCAGCAAGAAGUUUAGGGUGGAGUCUGAGGGCAAAUCCCGUCGGCUGAUUGUGGACCAGGUGGAGAAGAAAGAUGCUGGAGAGUACAGUUGUGACGCAGCCGGGCAGAAGAUCAACUUCAAGAUCAAAGUCACAGAACCUGAACCUUCAUUUACUAACCUGGACAAGGUGCAGAAGGAGGUGCAGGUCGUCAUUUCAGAGAGCGCCACCCUGAGCUGUGAGGUGUCCCAGGCAAAAACAGAGGUGAAAUGGUUCAAGGACGGGAAGCUGAUCACCGCCAGCAAGAAGUUUAGGGUGGAGUCUGAGGGCAAAUCCCGUCGGCUGAUUGUGGACCAGGUGGAGAUGAAAGAUGCUGGAGAAUACAGCUGUGAGGCAGCCGGGCAGAAGAUCAACUUCAAGAUCAAAGUCACAGAACGGGAACCUGCAUUUACCAACUUGGACAAGGUGCAGAAGGAGGUGCUGGUCGUCCUAUCAGAGAGCGCCACCCUGAGUUGUGAGGUGUCUGAGGCUAAGACUGAGGUGAAAUGGUACAAGGAUAAGAAACAGAUCACCGCCAGCAAGAAGCUAAGGGUGGAGUCUGACGGCAAAUCCAGGAAGCUGAUUGUAGAUCAGGUGGAGAAGAAAGAUGCCGGCGAGUACAGCUGUGAGGUAGCUGGAGAGAAAAUCAACUUCAACAUCAAAGUCACAGAGCCGGAACCUUCAUUUACCAACCUGGACAAGGUGCAGAAGGAGGUGCAGGUCGUCCUAUCAGAGAGCGCCAGCCUGAGCUGUGAGACGUCCCAGGCGAAAAGCGAGGUGAAGUGGUACAAAGAUGGGAAACAGAUCACCGCCAGCAAGAAGAUUAGGGUGGAGUCUGAGGGCAAAUCCAGGCGCCUGAUUGUGGACCAGGUGGAGAAGAAAGAUGCCGGAGAGUACAGCUGUGAGGCUGCCGGGCAGAAGAUCAACUUCAAAAUCAAAGUCACAGAACCGGAGCCUGCAUUCACCAACUUGGACAAGGUGAAGAAGGAGGUGCAGGUCGUCCUAUCAGAGAGCGCCACCCUGAGCUGUGAGAUGUCCCAGGCUAAGACUGAGGUGAAAUGGUACAAGGACGGGAAACAGAUCACCGCCAGCAAGAAGUUUAGGGUGGAGUCAGAGGGCAAAUCUCGUCGGCUGAUUGUGGACCAGGUGGAGAAGAAAGAUGCUGGAGAGUACAUCUGUGAGGCUGCCGGGCAGAAGAUCAGCUUCAAAAUCAAUGUAAAGGAACCGGAGCCUGCGUUCACCAACCUGGACAAGGUGCAGAAGGAAGUGCAGGUCGUCCUAUCAGAAAGCACCACCCUGAGCUGUGAGAUGUCCCAGGCUAAGACUGAGGUGAAGUGGUACAAAGAUGGGAAGCAGAUCACCGCCAGCAAGAAGUUUAGGGUGGAGUCUGAGGGCAAAUCCCGCCGCUUGAUUGUGGACCAGGUGGAGAAGAAAGAUGCUGGAGAGUACAGCUGUGAGGCUGCCGGGCAGAAGAUCAACUUCAAGAUAAAUGUAAAGGAACCGGAGCCUGCGUUCACCAACUUGGACAAGGUGCAGAAGGAGGUGCUGGUCGUCCUAUCAGAGAGCGCCACCCUGAGCUGUGAGGUGUCCCAGGCUAAGACUGAGGUGAAAUGGUACAAGGACGGGAAACAGAUCACCGCCAGCAAGAAGUUUAGGGUGGAGUCAGAGGGCAAAUCUCGUCGGCUGAUUGUGGACCAGGUGGAGAAGAAAGAUGCUGGAGAGUACAGCUGUGACGCAGCCGGGCAGAAGAUCAACUUCAAGAUCAAUGUAAAGGAGCCAGAACCUGCAUUCACCAACCAAGAAAAGGUGCAAAAAGAGGUAAAGGUCGUCCUAUCAGAGAGCGCCACCCUGAACUGUGAGGUGUCCCAGACUAAGACAGAGGUCAAGUGGUUCAAGGACGGGAAACUGAUCACAGCUAGCAAAAAAGUGAGUGUGGAGUCUGAGGGCAAAACUCGGAAGCUGAUUGUGAACCAGGUGGAGAAGAAAGAUGCUGGAGAGUACAGCUGUGAGGCAGCCGGGCAGAAGAUCAACUUCAAAAUUGAUGUAAAAGAGCCAGAACCUGCAUUCACCAACCAAGAAAAGGUGCAAAAAGAGGUGAAGGUCGUCCUAUCAGAGAGCACCACCCUGAGCUGUGAGGUGUCCCAGACUAAGACAGAGGUCAAGUGGUACAAGGACGGGAAACUGAUCACAGCUAGCAAAAAAGUGAGUGUGGAGUCUGAGGGCAAAACUCGUAAACUGAUUGUGAACCAGGUGGAGAAGAAAGAUGCUGGAGAGUACAGCUGUGAGGCAGCCGGGCAGAAGAUCAACUUCAAAAUUGAUGUAAAAGAACCUGAGCCUGUAUUUACUAACCUGGACAAGGUGCAAAAGGAGGUUCAGGCCAUCAUUUCAGAAAGCGCCUCCCUGAGCUGUGAGGUGUCUCAGGCUAAGACUGAGGUGAAAUGGUACAAGGACGGGAAGCUGAUUAGCGCCAGCAAGAAGAUUAGGGUGGAGUCGGAGGGUAAAUCCAGACGCCUGAUUGUAGAUCAGGUGGAGAAGAACGAUGCCGGAGAGUACAGCUGCGAGGUAGCCGGGCAGAAGAUCAACUUCAAGGUCAAAUCUGUUGAACCAGAGGCUAAAUUCCUACCAAAGUCCUCACUGAAAGAGCCAGUAGUAGUGCAAGAAUAUGAGAACAUAACACUUACAACCUCAGUCCAUCCAGAAAAUGCUCUGGUUAAAUGGUUUAAAGAUGGCAGUGAACUUAUCACCACCAAAAAGUACCAAAUAUCUUCUGAAGGGGCUUCCAGGACACUUGUGGUCACAGAGGCAGAAGCCAAGGACAGUGCUGUCUACACCUGCAAGACUAGCAGUGACAAGCAAGACUUUAAAGUACAGGUGAAAGCAAUCCCUCAGAAGUUCAUGCAGAAGCUGGAGCCAGUAACUGGGGAAAUCGGCGGGAGCAUCACACUUACCUGUGAGCUGGGUCACUCAAGGGGAGAUGUCCUCUGGCGUAGGAAUGGAACCGAACUGAAGCCCAGCAAGCGCUUCCACAUCAAAGCUGAAGGAACAAAACGCAUCCUGACGAUUACUGGGCUUAAGGCAGAAGAUGAAGGGGAAUAUUCCUGUGAGUCCAGAGAUGACAAAACCAUCGGUCAGAUUACUACCAAAGCCCCACGAGUAGUAAAGUUUACUGGAGAACUCAACAACAUUGUUGUAGAAGAAGGAGGAGAAGCCACAUUUAAAUGCACAAUUUCUUUGGAUGAUGCCCAUGUGACUUGGUAUCAAAAUGGGGCUAAGAUUGAAAAUAGCAAGAAAUAUAGGAUCAGUAAGAAAGGAUUAACCCACAGUUUAGCAAUCAGUGACCUCACCUUGCUGGAUGCUGCUGAGAUUAUGGCAGAGUCAGAGGGAGUGCAGACCAAGGCAACACUCAAGGUCAAAGAGGCACCAGUACUAUUUAAGAAGAAGCUAGAACCUGUAACCGUGGAGGAACGUCAGGACGUCCAUCUUGAAGCAGAACUGUCUAAGCCUUCCAAAGAGGUCAAGUGGAUGAAAAAUGGUAUUGUCCUGCAACCCUCACAGAACCUGGAGAUUAAAUCAGAAGGAACCAAACACGGUCUUAUAGUGAAAAAUGCCACUUUUGCUGACCGUGGAUUGUAUGGCUGUGAGACUCUGGAUGACAAGACUCAGGCAAAGCUUACUGUAGAAAUGCGACAGGUGAAGCUUGUGAAGGGACUGAGAGAGGUUGAAAUCCAUGAGAAAGACGCCGCCUCGUUUGAGCUUGAGCUGUCUCAUGAGGAUGUAGAGGGGUCAUGGACUAAAGAUGGUGUGAAAUUUAAGCAAUCAGACACCUGUAAAAUUUCUGUUAAGGGCAAGAAACAUGGACUUACACUCACCUCUCUGAAACUAGAAGACGCAGGGCUAGUGUCUUUCAAAUCAGAAGGGAUACAAACUUCAGCUAAGCUUAUUGUGAAAGAACCACCAGUAAAAUUCACUCAUCCACUGGUCGACCUCAAAGUUCCAGAGAAGGAGAAAGUCACAUUUGAGUGUGAGCUGUCCAGGCCCAAUGCGGAGGUCAAAUGGUUUAAGGACGGAUCACAGUUACGUCCAAGCAAAAAAAUCACUAUUAUUUCCCAAGGUAGAAAAAGAAGUCUUACAAUUCACAAGUGUGAGUAUGACGAUAAAGGAACAUAUAUCUGUGAUGCUAUAGAUGACAAGAGUUCGUCAAACCUGACUGUACAUGCUCGAGACAUCCAAAUCAUUAAGCCACUAGUAGAUGUUGAAGUGGUGGAAAAAGAGAGUGCGUCUUUCCUCUGCCAAAUUUCUCAUGAUGAAGUCCAAACACAGUGGUAUAAAAACGAUGUCAAACUGAAAGCUGGAGAAAACUUAAAACUGCGCCAAGAAGGAAGGACAUAUGUAUUGCUGUUUAAAACUGUCCAGUCUGAAGAUUCCGGUGAAAUUAAAUUUGUGGCGGAAACAGCUGAAUCUUGUGCAAAUUUGCGCAUUAAAGAACUUCCAGUCAAAAUAGUAAAGCCCCUCCGGGAUAAAAUUGUGAUAGAAAAACAUAGAGCUUUCUUGGAAUGCCAAGUAUCACGAGCAAAUGCAGAAGUUACUUGGUAUAAAAAGAAUAAGGAGAUUGUCCCAAGUAGCAAAUAUGAGAUUGUGAGUCAAGGGGUCUAUAGAAAACUCAUAAUCAAUGACGCAGAACCUGAAGAUGAAGACACUUACACCUGUGAUGCAUAUGAUGAUAAGACGUCUGCCAAGCUACUUGUUGAAGAACAAUCUAUCAAUAUUGUAAAAGAGCUAAAAGAUGUUGAGGUGACACAGCCAGCAACAGCUACAUUUGAAUGUGAAACAUCAAUCAUAUCUGUGAAGCCACCAAAAUGGAUUCUUGGUGGAGAUGUUCUUCGUGACGGAAAAUACAUAAAGAUUGAGCAAGAAGGAACCAUUCAUCGUCUAACAGUAUGGAAAACUUCUCCUGAGAUGACAGGAGCCAUCCAGUUUCACAUUGGCAAAUCAAAGUCCUCAGCCAAUCUUGUUGUUAAAGACAUCCCAGUUCAGGUUACACAACAACUUGAAGACAAGACAGCUAAUGAGCGCCAGACUGUGAUACUCUCCUGUGAAUUUAAACCUCCUCCCAAAAUUGUGCAGUGGUACAAAGGCCAAACGCUCAUUGAAUCAUCAGAAAGAUACAAACUGAAGCAGGAACGCAAUAUGGCUGAACUCAGAAUUAUAAAGGUUAAUCCUAAUGAUUCUGGCACCUACAUAUGCAAAGCUGGAAAUGCAGAGACCUCUGGUACACUCACUGUGCAAGCUCGUGAUGUGAAAGUUUUGAAACCCUUGGCCGAUGUAGAAGUUGAGGAAGAAAGCUGUGCUGUAUUUUCUUGUGAACUGUCCCAUGAGGAUGAGGAGGUUGAGUGGUUCCUCAAUGACACUCUACUUUACACCAACAAUUUUAAUGACAUUACGAAGAUUGCAGGGAAUCACAGGCUAACUCUAAAACAGGUUGCAUCUGAAGAUUCGGGGACAGUUACUCUAAAAACUCAAAAACUGUCACUUAGUGCAAAACUGAAAGUUAAAGAAAAGCCAGCUGUGUUCAUGAAGUCUCUAGACGAUGUUGUUGGUGAGGAGAGAGGAAUGAUCACAUUGGAAUGUGAAGUCUCCAAACCUAAAGUGAAACCUAUUUGGAAGAAAGGUGACAUUGUUCUACCAAAUGGUGACAAGUAUCAGCAGAUGCAAGCUGGGAAAACAGUGUGUUUGAUCAUCCAUGAUCUAAACAAAUCUGAUGCUGGGCUGUACAUCUGUGACAUUGGGACAGAUACUGCAAAGUCCAAAGUCAGUGUUCAGGAGCUCAACAUUGGAAUCACUAAACGUUUAAAGGCCACAGAGGCCAAGGAAGGAGAAAGCUGUGCUUUUGAGUGCAUCCUUUCUCAUGAGAGCAUUGACGAAUGCUGUUGGACAGUGAAUGGACAAAAAGUGGAGGAAGACAAACGAUUUGAGGUUUUCAACAAGGGCCGAAAAUAUUUGCUGAAUAUUAAAGAAGUGAAGGACAGUGAUGCUGGUGAAGUGAUAUUUACAGCUCGCAACCUAAGUUCCAAAGCUUCUCUAUUUGUUAAAGGAAAGCCAGCAGAAAUAGCAAAACCAUUGGAAGAUAAAACGGGAUCAGCGGGAGAAGAUAUUGUCUUGACUUGUGAAUUAUCUAAAGAAGAUACAGAUGUCAAGUGGUCCAAGGAUGGCAAAGCACUGAAAAAAAGCCAAAAAUACCACCUAUUGCAGGAAGGUACAAACGCCAGGCUAAUUAUCCAUGAAGUCACACUGAAGGACUCUGGAGAAUACACCUGUGAAACUAGCAUCUCCACGUCCAAAGCAACUGUUUAUAUUAUAGAAAAACCUAAUAGAUUCACCAAGGAAAUAAGUGACAUUAAAGAGGAAGAAGGAGAAAGUGCUAUAUUCAUCUGUGAAACAGAAAAAAACGCACAAACUGUAACAUGGAGGAAAGGAAUAAUUGACCUCAAGCCGUCUAAGAAGUAUGAGCUGAUUCAGAAAGACAACACAUUAAGCUUGACGGUGAAUGAUCUAGAGAAAAGUGACAGUGAUACAUAUAUAUGUGACAUUGGGGAUGCUCAGACAAAAGCUUCUCUUGCUGUUAAAGGACAAAAAAUUCUAAUAGUUGAAGACCUUGAAGAUAUUGAAGUCCAUGAAGGUGAAUGUGCAGUGUUUAAAUGUAGAAUUUCUCCAGCACAUUACAAAAAUGUACAAUGGUUUUUGGAUAAAACCCCUCUCCAUACCAAUGACGUAAAUGAAACAGAGUCUCUCCCAAAAGGAUAUCACAAAUUAACUCUGAAACAACUUUCUAUCAAGGACUCUGGCAUAGUCACUUUUGAAGCUGGUGAUCAGAAAACAUCUGUGAAUUUGGUAGUGAAAGAGAAACCUUCCAUUUUUACAAAGAUGCUCACCAAUGCUGAAGUAACAGAAGGAGAAAAUGUGAAUCUUCACUGCGAAACCUCUAAUUGUAAUGAACCUGUAAAAUGGUACAAAGAUGGGAAAAUGAUCAGAAACACAUCCAAGUAUCAGAUAAUUAGAAAUGGGUGUGAGGCCUCCCUUAUCAUUUGUGAUGCAAUGAAGAAAGAUGGUGGAAAUUAUUUGUGUGAAUUUGGGACCAAUAGAACUAGUGCGAUUGUUGCAGUUAAGGCCUUGCAAGCUUAUUUUAGACGUGAACUCCAAGAUACAGAAUCUGUUGAAGGUGAAACCGCAACAAUCUCAUGUGAAGUUUCCAACACUAAAGCUCACGUGGAAUGGAAAAAAGAUGGAAAGACCCUCAAAGCUGGAGAUAAAUAUGAAGUGCGAAUGAAAGAGCAGAUUGUGGAGUUAGUGAUUCGUCAUUUGGUGAAGGAGGAUGCCGGGACUUACGUCUGUGAAACAGGAGAACAAAAAACUUCUUCAACUCUAACAGUAAAAGCUUUACCAGUUUUAUUUAAGAGGGGUCUUAGAAAUGAGAAAGCCAAGGAAGGAAGCACUGUGAAGCUACACUGCGAGCUAAGCAAGGCUGAUGCUAUUGUUAUAUGGAGAAAGGGAGAACAGGAGCUGAAAACCAACGAGAAGAUCACCAUUAAACAACAAGGCUCAGUGGUUGAGCUAUUAAUUCUGAAUGCAAGGCCUGAAGAUUCUGGCGAUUAUACUUGUGACACUGGCGAUCAAAAGAGCACAGCCCAAGUAGUUGUAACUGCCCUCCCAGUGCGCUUUAAACAGGACCUAAAAGAUGCAGACGCUGAAGAAGGUACCACUGUGACAUUUUCAUGUGAGAUCACCAAGCCUGAUGCACCAGUGGUUUGGAAAAAAGGAAUUACAGUUCUUCAAGCAAGUGACAAAUAUGAAUUCCGACAGCAAGGAACAACGGUAGAACUUGUCAUUAAUAAUGCUGGUGCAGAGGAUUCUGGGAGUUACACGUGUGAUACUGGAGAUCAACAAACAGCUGCUCGUCUCAAAGUCCAUGAAUUGCCAGCGCUGUUCAAAGAAGAACUUAUACAUCAAGAAGUUCAAGAAGGAGGUUCUGCUAGUUUGUGUUGUGGACUCACCAAAUCUGGAGCCACGGUGGAGUGGAAGAAAGAAAACAAGACAAUAAGACAAAGCAAAAAGUACAAGAUAAAACAAGAAGGAACCAUUUCUGAGCUGGUAAUACGGGACCUAGUCUUGGAAGAUUCUGGCGAAUAUUCCUGCGUGUGUGGAGACCAGCAGACUAAAGCGAACAUUACAGUUACCGCUUUGCCUCCACGUUUCAAAGAAGAGCUUAAGAAUGAAAGGGCACCAGAAGGUCAACAUUCAACUCUCCGUUGUGAGCUGACUAAACCAGGAGCAAUUGUGGAAUGGAAGAAAGGGCACGAAACUCUAAAACCCAGCAGCAAAUAUUCCAUAAGACAAGAAGGUCUAUUUGCUGAGCUGGUAAUUAGAGAUUUAAACGAGAAUGAUACCGGUGAAUACACCUGUGUAUGCGGCGAUCAACAGACCACGGCCACUUUGGCUGUUAACGCUUUACCUGUACUUUUCAAAGACAAGCUGAAAAGUAUAGACGCGUCAGAAUCAGAAACAGCAACUCUUCAUUGUGAACUGUCCAAACCAGCGAAAGCGGUAGAGUGGAAGAAAGGACACCGGACAUUAAAGCAAGGUGACAGGUACUCAAUGAAACUUGAAGGAUCAGUUGCAGAGCUUACUAUCCAAGAUCUUAAUCUGAAGGACAGUGGAGAUUACACAUGUGUUUGUGGUGACCAGGAGACCACCGCAAGUCUAACAGUCAAAGCUAUACCAGCACUUUUUGUAGAGGACCUGAGAAAUACGGAAUCUUUGGAGGGGGGAGAGGUAACGCUACGGUGUGAGCUGAACAAGCCUGCCCCUCAUGUAGAGUGGAAGCAGGGACAAAAAGUGCUAAAGCCAAGUCACAAAUAUGACAUUAGACAGGACGGGGUCAAGGCAGAGCUGCUAAUACGCAAUUUAGAAUUAAAAGAUACUGGAGAAUACUCUUGCGUGUGCGGAGAUCAACAGACCAUGGCUGUCGUAAUAGUGAAUGCGCUACCACCUUAUUUCAUACAUGAGCUUAAGGAUGAGUCCAUAACGGAGGGAGACAAACUCAUCCUACACUGUGAGCUAAGCAAACCUGUUGCCACAGUGGAUUGGAAAAAGCAUAAUACUUUGCUUAAAGCUUCAGAAAACUGCAUAAUGAGGCAGGAAGGUCAAAUAGCUGAGUUGGUCAUUCCCAAUGUAACUGAAGACGAUGCUGGGAAAUACGUCUGUGUCUGUGGAGAGCACGAGACUUCAUCAAUGCUUAGUGUUAUAGCUUUACCACCACAAUUUCAAGAAGUACUGCAAAACAAGGAGGCUAUUGAAGGGAAGUCAGCAACUUUACACUGUGAGCUGACAAAACCCAAUGCGUCUCUAGAGUGGAGGAAAGGACAAAGGGCGCUAAAGCCAAGCGACAAAUACGUAAUCAUCCAGAAGGCUUGUGAGUCAGAGCUGGUUAUCAAUAACUUAGAUCUGCAGGAUUCGGGGACAUACACGUGUGUGUGCGGAGAUCAUCAGACAACCGCUUCACUGACUGUGAAUGCUUUGCCCCCACAUUUUAAAGAAGAAUUAAUUAGCAAGGAGGCUUUGGAAGGAGAAUCUGUUACUUUGCGUUGUGAACUGACAAAGCCUAAUGCUUCUGUUGAGUGGAAAAAAGGACAUCAAAAUCUUAAACCGAGUGACAAAUACAGGAUAACUCAGGAUCUCCUUAUUGCUCGGAUGGUUAUCAAUAAUUUAAAUCUACAAGACGCAGGGGAGUACAGUUGUGUAUGUGGAGAUCAUCAAACGACGGCCUCCAUUAAAGUGAACGCUCUCCCUGUGGUUUUUAUUGAAGAACUGAGAAGUGAAGUAACUUCAGAGGGACAAGCGGUUACUUUGCACUGUGAGCUGAGUAAGGGAAAUGCUUCAGUGUCAUGGAAAAAGGGUAACCGCGUUCUCAAAGCCAGUGACAAAUAUCUUAUGUUAAAAGAGGACGGAGUAGUUGAGCUGAAAAUUCAAAACCUUGAACUGAAUGACGCUGGGAGCUACACUUGUGUGUGUGGAGACCAGCAAACUACUGCGUCCUUACAAGUACAGGAGUUACCUGCACUUUUUAAAGAAGAACUAAAAAAUAAAGAAGGAACAGAAGGCGAAAGUACCACUUUGUCAUGUAAACUGACAAAGCCCAAAGCCCGAGUGGAGUGGAAGAAGGGUCAUCAAACAAUUAAAGCUAGUGAAAAAUAUAAAAUAAGGCAAGAUGGUGUUACCACCGAGCUAACCAUCAACAAUCUAGAUUUGCAGGAUUCUGGAAAUUACACAUGCGUGUGUGGAGAAGAGGCAACUACCGCAACCUUGACUGUGAUUGAAUUACCUGCUCGCUUUAGUACUGAAUUAAGAAGCGUUGAGGUUACAGAAGGAGGAACAGCCACUUUGCAGUGUGAAGUGACUAAGCCUUCUGCAUCUGUUCAGUGGAAGAAAGGAAAUACAACUCUCAGGUCAAGUGAGAAAUAUGACAUGAGGCAAAGCAAGUCUUCUGUUGAGCUGUUAAUACUUGAUAUAGAUCUAGCUGAUGCGGGAGAAUAUACCUGUGUCUGUGGUGAUUACAAGACAUCUACAUCAGUAACUGUGAAUGAACUACCUAUUGUGUUCAAAGAAGAAUUGGGAAACAUUGAAGUUAUUGAAGGUAAGGCUGCUACACUGCAUUGUGCACUGAGCAAAUCCAAUGUUGCUGUGGAUUGGAAGAAAGGAACAAAACUACUGAAGCACAGCUCCAAGUACACCUUGAGACAGGACGACCAUGUGGCUGAUCUCGUCAUACACAAUGUUGAGCUAAAUGAUGCAGGAGAGUAUACUUGUUCAUGUGGUAACACGAAGACUACUGCCUUGGUGACAGUUAAUGCUCUCCCAGCACGAUUUAAAGAAGAACUAAAGAGUGUUGAAAUCACAGAGGCAGAAACCAUCACACUUCAGUGCGAGCUCAGCAAACCAGAUGUGAUUCUCAAAUGGCUGAAAGGAACAGAUGAAAUUAAAUCUGGGGACAAGUUCAAAAUAAGACAAAGGGGCACAAUAGCUGAAUUAGUAAUCAGUGAUCUUAGCAUAGCAGAUAGUGGUGACUACACUUGUGUGUGUGGAGAAGAGAAGACAAUAGCCAACCUCACUGUGAAAGCAUUGCCCGUUAUGUUUACACGACCACUCCAGAACAGUGAAGCUCAGGAAGAUGAUACCGUAACAUUGCAAUGUGAAGUGUCCAAGCCUGAUGCACCAGUUGAGUGGCGAAAAGGAGGCUUAGGUCUACAGGCUGGUAGCAAGUAUGAAAUGAAACAGCGGAAAAAUAUUGCAGAGUUGUUAAUUCACAACCUGAAGCUUGAGGACACUGGAGAAUAUAGCUGUGAUUCUGGGGACCAGGAAACCAAAGCAUACCUAACAGUGAAAGCUGUUCCAGUGCACUUUAGCAAGCCAUUAAAGAACACAACAGCAGAGGAAGGCGUUACAGUUACACUUCGUUGUGAGACCACAAAGCCUAAUGUACCAGUGGAAUGGAGAAAGGGUACAGUAAUGCUCUUCCCUUGCGCCAAAUACGAGAUGAAGCAAGAUGGAGUUGUGGCUGAACUAGUGAUUUAUGAUGCUGAGGCUGAAGAUGCAGCUGACUAUACCUGUGAUACAGGAGACCAGCAAACUACUGCAAACAUUCAAGUAAAUGUACUCCAGUUCUCACAGACAUUGCAGAAUGUUGAGGCGGAGGAAGGUGGAAAGGCGCGACUACAUUGUGAGUUGUCAGCUAAGGCCGCUUCUGUGGAGUGGCGUAAAGGGCAGGAGAAGCUACAGCCAAGUGCCAAGUAUGAAAUGAAGCAAGAAGGUACUGCCCGAGAGCUAAUUAUUCAUAAUCUGCACCUGGAAGAUGUAGGAGAGUAUUUCUGUGUUGCCAGGAAUAAGAAAACUUCAGCAAUCCUGAAUGUUAAAGAACUAGACGUCACUAUUGCACAAGGCCUUACAGAUUUAUCGGUUUUCGCAUCCGAGAAUGCCGUAUUCAAGUGUGAGGUUUCCCACGCAGAUGCUAAGGACGUGGAAUGGAAGUUGCAGGGGAUCACACUGGAGAAUAACGAGAUGAAUAACAUUUCUGUGGAGAAAGGCAACAUCCACAUCUUGAAGCUGAGUAAAGUAACACCAGAUGAUUCUGGGACUGUCACAUUCCGGGUCGGACCAUAUACUUCAACAGCAGAGCUUACAGUUAAAGCCCCACUUCCAGUAUUUACUAAAGAACUCAAGAACAUAGAAGUGGAAGAAGAUGCCACAGUAAUCCUGCAGUGUGAGCUUUCAGCCCCCUGUGCCCCCCCAGUGUGGAGAAAAGGCAGAGAACAGAUCUCUUCUGGCGCAAAGUUUGAAAUUCGUGAUCUUGGAACUGUCCAAACUUUGCAGAUACAUAACCUGAAACCUGAAGAUUCAGGUGACUAUAGCUGUGACAUUGGACACCAGCAGACAAAGGCCAAUGUAAAAGUUACAGCUAUACCUGUACUUUUUGACCAAGAAAUUGAAAGCCAAAGGAGCGAGGAGUCUUCUACUAUAAUUAUUCGAGCCCAGCUCUCAAAGCUUAAUGCACCUGUAAAGUGGAGAAAGGGUAAUGUCCAACUUCAGGCUAGCGACAAGUAUGAAAUGCGCCAGAAAGGAAAAACAGUGGAAUUAGUUAUAAACAAUGCUCAGGUGGAAGAUUCUGGAGAUUAUAGCUGUGAUACUGGAGACCAGAAGUCCACAGCCUCUGUGCUUGUGACAGCACUUCCGGUUGAGUUUACACAACUCCUACAGAAUGAACAAGCAGAUGAAAAUGGAUCAAUUACACUCCAUGCUGAGAUAUCUAAACUCAAUGCUCCCGUUCAGUGGAAGAAGGGGGGUGUUGUACUCAAGCCUGGGCCUAAAUAUGGGAUGAAGCAAGAUGGUUAUCUGGUGGAACUCCAUAUACACAAACUGCAGAAAUCUGAUGCAGGAGAAUACACCUGUGAUACUGGAGACCAAUUCUCAACAGCCACUGUGUUUGUUAAAGAACCAGAACCAUUCAUAGUUGACCAGUUACAGGAAGUUACUGUUGAUGAAGGAGAAGAUGCUAUCUUCAAGUGUAAAGUGUCUAAGGAGAAUGCCCCAGAUGUACAGUGGUACCUAGCUGGUGUUCCACUACAAUCCAAUGAAAUGAAUGAGAUUGGUGUACACCGGGGAAAGAUUCACACUCUGACUUUAAAAAAGGUGUCCCUGGAAGACAUGGGCCUUGUAAGUUUCAGAGUUGGACAGAACACUACGGCAGCAGAGCUCCAUGUAAAAGCGGUUGCCUUGACAUUUACCAAAAAACUGCACGCGACGCCUGUGGAAGAACAAGGAGUAGCCAUAUUGCAAUGUGAGCUUUCUAAACCCAAUGUCCCAGUGGAGUGGAGAAGAGGAUCUGCACAAAUCAAACAAGAAGGACGGUAUGAGGUUAGCGUGGAAGGAGCCGUUCACACGUUACACAUUAAGGCCGUCAGGUUGGAGGAUGCUGGAGAGUACAGCUGUAGUGCAAACACGGAGAAAACAUCAGCCAGUCUAGAUGUUAAAGCUCUUCCUGUGAUUUUUAAACAAGAGCUCCAAAAUAUUGAGCCAGAAGAGGGAGGAACAGCAAUUCUACGGUGUGAGUUGUCUAACCCAGAUGCUCCAGUUGAAUGGAGGAAGGGAGCUUUGGUCCUGCAGCCCAGUGAUAAGUAUGAAAUGAGACAAAGUGCUACAGUUGUUGAGCUUCUAAUCAGUAAUUUGGAUAUGGAAGAUUGUGGCCCUUAUACCUGUAGCACAGGAACCAAAGAGACGACUGGCUCCGUGUAUGUUCAAGAGAGUAACGUAGAGAUAGUGGCAGGUUUAAGGAACACGGACGUCUUUGCGGGAGAGACUGCCACGUUCACCUGCAAGCUUUCCAGAGAGGGCGUACGGAAUGUGGAGUGGUGGCUGGAUGGUUCUCCUCUGCAAAAUAGCGAUGUGAAUGAGAUAUGUGUGCACGGCAAUGUUCAUACGUUAACAUUAAAAAACCUUGGGACCAAUGACUCUGGCGUGGUCACCUUCAAAACAGGGUCCCUCGUUUCUUCAGCUAAACUGUUAAUUAAAGAUCCAACCAUUGAGGUGGUCAGUCCAAUGAGGGAUCUUACCAUUGAUGAAGAUGACACAGCAGAGUUCAUCUGUCAAUACUCUAGGCCAGUGCAAGCCACGUGGAAGAAAAAGGAUGUAGACGUGUGCGCUGAUGGGGAGCGGAUCAUUAUCGAACAAGAUUGGAAUGUAGCCAAGCUGAUAAUAAAAUCUACAAUUCCAGAAGACAGUGGCAUCUAUGUGUGUGAAGCCGCAGGCACUAGAGUUAUCGCUAUGCUUGAAGUUGAAGCUAAGAACAAAAUACUGCAAGGGCUGGAAAACGUAGACGCAUUGGAGGGAGGUGAAGCACUGUUUGAAUGUUAUUUGGCUAAACCUGAGUGUUACAACUAUAAUUGGCUGGUUGAUGAUGAACCAGCAAGAACAUCUGAUAACACAGAGAUGGUUUACUUUGAGAAUGGAUGUAGGCAUCUUCUAUUGUUGAAAAACCUCCGAGCUGAAGACAGCUGCCGAGUGACUUUCAUGGCUGGUGAUGCGGUUACGUCUGCCUUCCUGAAUGUCAAAGGAUGGCGUCUGGAGAUUCUGAAGCCUCCAGUAGAUGCGGAAGUCAUAACUGGCGACCAAGCAACAUUCACAUGUGUUUUAAGUGAAGCUAUACCUGUAAAUGAGGUCGCUUGGUACUUUAAUGGAUUAGAUAUUCAGCCUAAUGAAAACUGGGCAAUGCAGGUAGAUGGAAACCAGUACAGGUUAAUUCUUAAAGAAGCACAAGCACAUCAUACUGGAGAAGUGGCAUUUGCUUCAAGAGAUGUAGUGGUAUCAGCCAAAUUAUCCGUCAUUGCGCUCCCUGAUCCACCAGAAGACCCAGAGGUUGUUAGUAAGAGCAGCCACUCUUUGGCGUUGUCUUGGUUUACACCACUGAGUGAUGGUGGCUCUGCCAUCAUAGGAUACAAAGUUGAAAUGAAAGCUCCUGGUAGUGACUGGCAGCAAUGCAACAUGGAAGUAAUUCAGAACAUGGAGUAUGUGGUGGAUAACCUGGUACCAGGCGUGCCCUACAGAUUCCGUAUUUCUUCCAUAAACAAACUUGGAAUUGGGGAACCCGUUCAUUUACCACAGACGGUACAGCUAGAGCAACCAGUGACUAUAAAACAUGCCCUAGAGAAUAAAAGUGUAAGAGGAGGAGAAAGUGUCAAACUUGAGUGCGAGUUCUCCAAAGAAACCAGGGAUGUCAAGUGGAAGAAAGGAGAUGAAACGUUGCUGCAUGGAAAGAAAUAUGAGUUCAUUUCUAAAGGGAAAAAGCAGAUGCUCAUUAUACAAAAAUUUUCUGCUGAAGAUCAGGGCACAUACACGUGUGUGACAUCAUCUGAUGACACGUCUUCUGCUGAAGUGUCAUUGGGUAAACAAAUAAUUUCUGAACUUGUGACUACACAAGAAAUUCUUACUGUUGCUCAAGAAGGUCCUGAAGUUCGAGUAGAAGAUGAAGAUGGUCCUCAGCCUAGUCUGCCACCAGAGGCUGCUCAGGAAGGUGAUCUUCAUUUGCUAUGGGAAGCCUUAGCUAAAAAAAGGAGAAUGAGUAGAGAACCUACAUUGGAUUCUAUCACUGAGGUCCCAGAAGAAGAUCAAAAGAUGAGACGGAAAAGAGAAGCCGAAAGACGAACAGACUUUUCAGGGUACACUUCUGAGGAUAUAGCUAGAAGUGAAGCUGAUUUCUCUGUUACAAGCUCAGAUGAUGAGUCUCGUGCAGGUACGCCAUCACUGGUGUCAUAUCUUAAAAAAGCUGGACAUUCCACUUUCACAUUAGGUAAUAAGGUUCAAACUGUGUCUACCAAUAAAUUUUGGAAACACUUUGAGACUAACACUGAAGAGGUUAAGGAACCUGCUCCCCAAAAAACACUUGAAGAACCAGAAAUACUUCUUGAUGAUGAUCCUGCAAUGGAUAAAGCAGCUGUGAAAAUUCAGGCAGCCUUUAAAGGAUACAAAGCCAGAAAGGUAAUCAAGCAGCAAGAAUGUCCUCUGUUUGGCGAGACAUUUAAAGAUGCUAAUGUUGAACCAGGAGGAACAGUUCAUUUAGAAUGUGUUGCCUUCAGCAAAACUGACAUUACAGCUCGCUGGCUUAAAGAUGAUAAAGAACUUUCUGAUGGUCGCCAUUAUCAUAUAGACAAUUACAGUGAUGGGACAUGUUCCUUAAUUAUCACUGGUGUAGAACUGGAGGACACAGGGAAAUAUACAUGUGAGGUCUCUAACAAAUUUGGUGCUGUAGUUCACAGUGCUCAGCUGGUGGUUGGUAGUGAAACUCCUGACGUUACUCAGAAGCCUAAACCAUCUCCAGCUAAGCCUAAACCAGCGAUAGACAGUGAAACUGAGAGUUCUUCAGGAAGUGAACUAGACGAUGCUUUCCGGAAGGCAGGCCGAAGACUUCACAAAAUCUUUAAAUCAAAGGCAUCCCAUGAAAUAUCUGAUGUGGAGGAAGAACUUUUUGUCAGUGCAGAUGAGGGGGACAUUACAGAAAUAGAUCAUCAAACAUAUCGGGAAGAUGAUAAAUACAUCUAUAUCAAAUUUGAAGUAAUGUCAGAAGCCACUAUAGCUUCUAAAAGGUUCAAAGAAAUGUUUUCUGCCAUGGGUAUUCCAGUUAAAAUAGACAUUUUGGACCAAGGUGUGAAGAAGGUUGAAUUACGAAUAAUGAAAGUAGAAAGAGGAACAACAGAACAACAACGUCUAGAGGCAAAACAGAAAAUGACAUUAUUAACAUCAGACACUGCACCUAUCUUUAUUACCGAGCUUCAGAACCAAGAAGUGCAAGAUGGCUACCCUGUUAGUUUUGAUUGUGUUGUUAUUGGAAAACCAAUGCCAACAGUUCGCUGGUUUAAAGACGGGAAGGUUAUUGAAGAAGAUGAUCACUAUAUGAUCAAUGAGGAUGAAGAAGGGUGUCACCAGCUCAUCAUCACUGCCGUGGUUCCCCCAGAUAUAGGAGUCUAUAGAUGUCUGGCAGAAAAUAGAAUGGGGGUCUCAUCAACCAAAGCUGAACUAAGAGUAGACUUGACCAGUACAGAUUAUGACACUGCAGAAGCAACCGAUACUUCAUCUUAUUUCAGCGCACAAGGAUACAUUUCCCGAGAGCAGGAAAGUUUAGAGUCAUCAACUGAACAAGACCAACUGCCUCAGGUCCUGGAGGAGCUCAGGGACAUUCUAGUAGCACCGGGGACACCACUCGCCAAAUUUGCGAUUAAAGUGAAAGGAUAUCCACGUCCUCGUGUAUAUUGGUUCAGGGAUGGCCAACCUAUACAUGCGUCAGACAAAAUACUGAUGACAGAUAAAAAGAAACUACAUUCGCUGGAAAUCCUAAAUGUUACAAAAGAAGAUGCUGGUGAAUAUUCUACAUAUAUCAGUAAUUCUUCUGGUUCAGCAUAUUCUUCUGCCAGACUGGUCGUCAAAGGACCAGGUGAGCUGCAAAAGGAGAAACCAUUGGAAGAUUUAGGGGAUGGUGUGAAACCAGUCCCACCUAUGUUCCUGGAGAGAUUCACAAAUAAAAGAGUUCAGAAGGGUGCUAGCAUUACUUUAUCAGUAAAAGUUGAUGGAAUUCCUCCUCCAACAAUCACUUGGUUGAAAGAAGAGUCUCCGGAAGAUGUUCUUUGGAUCAAACCAGAGACGCCUGGAUACAAACUUGCAAGCUCCAACAUGCAUCACAGUCUGAUUUUAAUUGAUGUUGGUCCCGAGUUGUCCGGUACUUACACCUGCAUUGCAACAAACAAGAUUGGCCAAUCUAUUUGCACAGCAUCAGUGGAAGUAGUUGAAGCCAAAGAAGCUGAGGUCUUCGCUGAAGCUGAUAAAAUUGUGAAAGAGGUUUUACACAGAGCAGCUCUCCAAGGGUUUGAGGAAGGUCGGGAGUCAGAACUUAGCAUCUCUGUGAAGUCUCCUGAAGUUGAUGGUGAGGCUGGGCAGAUAUCUAAACCUCAAAUUUCAAUGACUGAUGUUGGCACAGAGGAAUUCUUCCAGAAGCUGACAUCCCGCAUAACAGAAAUGGUAUCUGCCAAAAUUACACAAGCUACACUUCGUGUUCCUGGGAUGCCAGGAAUGGAUAGUGAUGAUGAAUCAAAGACCCCUUCCGCAUCUCCACGUCAUGGCAGGUCCAGGCCUUCAUCAAUUGCUGUUGAGUCUUCUUCAGAAUCAGAGGAUGGAGAUUCCCGAGGAGAGAUAUUUGACAUCUUCAUGGUAACAGCUGAUUAUAAUCCUAUCACAUCUGAUACUGAAACAAUUACUUUGAAAGAGGGUCAGUAUGUGGAAGUGCUGGACUCUGCUCACCCACUCAAGUGGCUUGUCCGGACAAAGCCUACUAAAUUCAGUGCGUCCAGGCAAGGAUGGGUGUCUCCGGCCUACCUGGAUAAACGCUUGAAGUUGUCAACAGAGUUUGGAGUAGGAGAAAACCCUGACUUUCCUGGGGAGAUUGUCUCAGAAGAAGAAUAUAAGAAGAAACUCAGCAUCCUUAUCCAGGAUUUACUGGCUUCAGAAAGGGAAUAUGUCAGAGAACUGCAGUUUUUGGAGAACCAUCAUAUACGUCAUACAGAGACAUGUGUUGAUAUCCCUGACAAUGUGUCCAACCAGAAAACCACUAUCUUCAGGAACAUCAGUGAUAUUGGUGGCUUCCACACAAGUACAUUCUUCCCAGGUCUUAAAAAAUGUGACACAGAUGAUGAUGUUGCAAUGUGCUUUAUAAAGAGUGAGGAGGAAUUUAACAAGUAUAUAAUGUUUUUGGUGGGGCGUGUUCAGGCUGAAUCUGUGGUGGUUAGUAAUGCCAUUCAGGAAUUCUACAAGAGAUACUCUGAUGAUACCUUUGGCUUUAUCUGAUCCCUCAAAGCCUCCACCCCCCCUCCACUACAGCACUAUCUCGAAUUACCCAUAAUACGGAUCCAGAGAUAUCAGACCAUUAUCAAGGAACUGAUACGCAACAAAGCAAGAAAUGGAAAGAACUGUGCGCUGCUCGAGCAGGCCUACUCAAUCGUGUCUGCGUUGACUCGUAGAGCAGAGAACUUCCUACAUGUUUCAUUGAUUGAGAGCUAUCCUGGAACACUGGAGGCCCUCGGAGAGCCCAUACGACAGGGUCACUUCAUCGUGUGGGAAGGAGCCCCUGGUGCCCGAAUGGCAUGGAAAGGCCAUAACCGUCACCUAUUCCUCUUUAAGAACUAUCUUCUCAUCUGUAAACCUAAGCGAGACACUAGAACAGAUACCUACAGCUACGUCUUCAAGAACAUGAUGAAGCUGACGAAUAUAGAUGUGAACGAUCAAAUUGAAGGCGAUGAUAGAGCUUUUGAGAUCUGGCAUGAGAGAGAAGAUUCAGUACGCAAGUAUCUGCUACAGGCUCGUACUUUCAUCAUUAAAAAUGCUUGGGUGAAAGAGAUUUGCGGCAUACAACAUCGCUUUAGCCUGCCAUUGUGGAAUCCACCAGAAUUUAUAGAAGUGCUGGCUGAUUGUACCGCUGAGCUGGGAGAAACUGUUAAGCUGGCAUGCCGGGUAACAGGGACCCCGAAACCUGUUGUCACCUGGUAUAAAGAUGGAAAAUCAGUGGAAGUUGAUCCCCAUCACAUUAUUAUUGAAGAUCCUGAUGGUUCCUGCACAUUAAUUUUGGAUAACCUGACUGGUGCUGAUUCAGGGCAAUACAUGUGUUUCGCUUCCAGUGCCGCUGGAAAUGCCAGUACAUUAGGAAAGAUCCUUGUCCAAGUUCCUCCACGGUUUGUAAACAAGCUGCAUAAUGCUUAUUUUGUGGAAGGUGAAGAUACUCAGUUUACAUGCACCAUUGAAGGAGCACCAUAUCCACAGAUUAGGUGGUACAGAGAUGGAAUUCCAUUGACAGAUUCCAGCAAACACCAAACUUUUACUGAGCCCAGAAGUGGAGUUUUAGUGCUUGUGAUAAAAAAAGCCACAAAGGAAGAUAUUGGCCAUUAUGAAUGUGAAUUAGUGAACCGAUUAGGAUCUUCAUGCAGUGGAGCAGAGUUGUCCCCACAGACCUCUGCAGUCCAAGCCCAGGAAAGGAGAGGUGACCAAACCAUCACUAUAGAAGAAAAAGACACAGCACCAUCAGGGUUGGAUAAUUCUAUCAGAGCAUCCCUGGAGCGUGCAGAUCAGGAGAUAAGGAUGGUCCUUGAUAAGCUUGUGGGCUGUGGAGAAACAAACUUGUCUCAAUAUCUCAAGGAAGCUUCCAAAAAUGUGAAAGCUGCAGAUGCUCAGUUUUCAGAGGCUGCACCCUGCUCUGCAGACAUGUUCAGAGAUGCAAACACUCAGACACCAGAAGAUCCAAAACUUGACAUUACAAAGAGACACUUUGAGCAGAAAGGAUCAACAGAAGCAAUUAUUAUCCCUACGGAAUCCCAGAAACAGAAGUCUGACAUCCGCGAGUUCAAUAUUCCUAUAAGGCUGGAGAUGGAUGCAGCGGGUUGGUAUCACAGGAGGUCAGGAGCACCGGAGGUAUGGGAUGUCCAUAGUCAAGUUUAUAUAGAGACCACUGAGACAACCUGCAUCCACCUUGCAGAUGACAAGAUAGCAAGGCCUCCUUAUAUGCAGGUGACAAUAGAGGAUGUCCACACGAACUGCGGUGACAUCGCCAGAUUUGAUGCAGUGAUAGACGGAUCCCCUCCCCUGAAUAUCUCUUGGUACAAGAACAAUACAUUGCUACCAGAGAAUGAAAGAAUUCAAAUAAUGAAGGAAGACAGAAAAUAUUCCUUGAUUUUAUGUAACACGAACCUUGAAGAUGGUGGUGUAUACACCUGUGUCGCCAGGAAUAUGGGAGGGGAGGUUUCCUGUAAAGCAGAGCUUGUUAUGCAAGAGGAUAAAAAAGUACAAGUAACAAAGAAGAUUUAUAAAAGGAGGAAACUCAAAUCAUUUUUCGAGGUUAAAGAAGAAAUAGGAAGGGGUUCUUUCGGCUUUGUGAAGCGUGUUGUGCAUAAAGGAAAUGGAGAGACUUGCGCAGCAAAAUUUAUUCCUCUAAGAAGCCGAACAAGACAGCAGGAGUAUAAAGAGCGAGAUAUCCUAUCUGAGAUAACAAACAACAACGUCACCCUGCUGCUGGAUUCCUUUGAAACAAAGAAAACAUUAGUCCUUAUCUUGGAAAUAUGCUGUGGGGAAGAGCUGAUCGACCGUUUGUUCAGGAAAAACAGCGUCACAGAAAAAGAGGUGAAAUUAUAUAUCAGGCAACUGGUGGAAGCUGUUGAAUUUCUACACGGGAAGAAUAUUCUUCAUUUGGAUAUUAAGCCUUCUAAUAUACUUAUGGUGCAUACAGACAGGGAAGACAUCAAACUCUGUGAUUUUGGAUUUGCCCAAAAGCUAUGCACAUCUGAGUUACAAUAUAGCAAGUAUGGCUCUCCAGAGUUUGUAUCGCCAGAGGUUGCCUCUCAGUCUCCCGUCUCAAAGGCUUCUGAUAUAUGGCCGAUUGGUGUCAUUACAUACUUAUGCUUGACUUGUGCCUCACCUUUUGCUGGUCAAAACGAUAGAGAAACACUGCUCAAUGUACAGCAAGGAAAAAUCAGCUGGCAGAACACAGGAUUUGUUCGCUUAAGCGAAGAAGCAAAGCAUUUCAUAAAAAGUAUAAUCCAGAUAAAUGCGCAAGCUCGGCCCAGUGCAGAGGAAUGUCUUCACCAUAAAUGGCUACUGGAACCUAUCAGUUCACUGGACUCACUUCCUAUCAACACAAGGAGCCUCAGAUUUCUUGUAGCAAGGAGCAGGUGGCAGCGCUCAUUAAUGUGCUACAAAUCCAUUCUGGUGAUGAGAGCAAUCCCAGAUCUUCUGCAUGGAAAGACAGAGAAUACCUCUUUGGGAGUUCCCCGGCACUUGGUUGAAUGUAGCAGUUCGUCUUCCAGCAGUGGUUCUUCUUCAGAUAUUGAGAGCGAUUGUAGUCCUACGGAAAGAGACUGUAACCCUUCAAUGGAAACGCAUCUGUCUAUAUUCAGAAUGUCUGAUACAGACAGACUUCCACAGCUGUAUAAAUCAGAAACAGAAAUAAAUUCUGAGGAUAUUAUAGAAAAACCAGAAAUAGAAAAUGAAAAAAAUAACCUACAGACUAUUGCUCCUUGUGACAAAGCCCAAGUGACCAAAAAGGAUAUAGAGAAUAGUGAGCUUGUAGAGACUAAUGAAAAUAAAAUAAUUCUUGAAGACACAGAGAAAAGCCUAGUUAAUUCAGUGGAAACAUCACCAGGAAAACCACCUUUAUUUAAAGCAGCUACUAUUGAAGUUGGUGACCUAACUACAAAAAAAGCAAAAACUGGAUGCUUGUUAAGGGGUUCCUCUGCAGACAGUGCUUUACCAUUUGAAAAAGGUGUAUGCGUGCCAAGGGGAAGCAUCAUUAACAGCACCUUUUACAGCCAAGUAAGUGAAGGCUGUAGCAUUGCCCCCAGGGAAGGGUCAUUGAAAGAAAAGGAAUUUAUCAAACAUCGGGAAAGAGCACGAAGGACCUUAAUGAAAGCAGGGUACUCUCAAAAAAUAUUAAGUGGCUUGCGAGAACCACUUCUAGAGCAAUUUGCAAUGGAAGACAGAGCAGAGAUAGACCAAGAUGUCCAACCUCACUCUCUGAGAAAGUCUGUUUCCUUAGACACAGCAAAGGGCUCACUGAGGUCAUCUUUUAGAGUCUCCAGCAGAAGUCGUUCCCUUGAUGAUUAUAGAUCAAGAGCUUUGAGUGUUUAUAAGGGGACUCUUAUGGAGGAGGUAGACAAUGACACUUUAACUGAAACAGCACUGGAAAGUAAUAAGCCUGAUGCUAACUUGAAACAUCAGUCUGGAGGGCACUCACUGGUAGAGAAACAUUCAAAACUUUCAGACAGUCCCACAACAAAUGGACAGAGUGAUAAGACACAUGAUUGUAACGUUUGUCCAGCUCCUGCUUUAAUUUCCUCAACACAAAGACCUCUCUCAGCAGGACUUCUUGAUAGUGAAAGCACAAUUAUUGCAGUUCUUCAUCAGCAACCAAUACUUGUUUCCAGAUCCAUUCAAGGUAGUCCAUCUACCACAUCUCUAGGAGAUGAAAGUACAGUAAUAACAUUUGUACAGCAAAAUAGACCACAAGAUGCAAAUGUUUUGUCUGAAGUAUCAUCAGUCAAAUGUGAUACUGAAAGCAAAGAAGGUUUAGAUCAUGCACAAGCAGCUGACAACAUUAAAUGUGAUGGGAAUUCUGCAGAAAUCAGAGGAAAUGUAAAAUUAACUGUUAAAACAACUUCUGAUGCAAAUAUUUUUCUAUCCCCUGACUCUCCAACUGAGAAUGUUAUUAAACCAUUAAAAAGUGAUGAUGACCAAAUAUUUACAGAAACAUUAAAAGAAAAGCCAAUACAUACAGUACAGUUUCAUGACAAUGACUCAAGCAUAGCAAUAAUACAUCAAUCAACUAGCAAUGUUUCAUCUCAAGAAAGGUAUGCUGAUAUAGAACAUUGUGACAACAAAUUGGGGAUUGUGAAGACUCCACAAUCACAAACCGAUUUUAUAUCUAAAACCUCUAGCCCUAUAGUGCCAGUUAGUGAAAAGAGUCCUUCAGAUUCCUUUACCACUGAACCAGCUUCUGUCCCUCUCCCUGUAAUGUCACCAUCAACCACACAAUAUUAUCAUGAAGACCUGCUGAAAACAUCAGACAAACAGGAUAUUGCCACUCUUUCAUCUCAACAUGAAAUUAAAGCAUCAUUUCCAAGAGCUCACUGUGAAUUAACUUCUCAGGAUGUCAAUAGCCAAGGUAUAGCCAAAGAUGUAAGCUCAUCCAUUUAUAGCGAGGAGCAACGUGCUGCUCUUGAUGACCUGUUUGGAGCAAUGGUUCAUCUAUCACUAGAGAUGAAUAUGUUGGCUGGUCAACAAGAGCAGAUAUUGCGGAAAGUUCCUUCUUUUCCACCAGUAUAUAGUCUUUCAAAGCCACCAUCAGAAUUGCAAAAACAAAAAUAUUCAACUGACAAUAAUAGAUCAAAGGAAACAGUAUGCCUGGAAAAACCUCCUAGCUCAUUAUCUCAGGUAAUGAAAGAAUCCAAAGCCACAUCAAUCUCUCAGUGCAGCUUUUAUGAUUCCCUUAGUCAAGCACAAGCCUCACCCGUUCCUCAUGAACACUUUGAAGAUUUCACCAUUGAUAGCCGCAGCUCCAGUAAAACAUUUAUUUCUCAUUCUGACAGCUCUGGGACAGGAAGGAGGUCUGACAAUUUCUCUGACUUUGAAGAAGCUGGAAGACAUUCUGAAGUUUCCCUGGUGGAGAUCAAAGAAUUACUAUUUGACAGCACAUCCAACAGUUUAGAGCAUCUAGCAGUUGGUGCAGAUGAUCUGGAACCGUCAUGUCUACAUUUCUUUGAUUUUUAUGAUUUUAAAGCAUCUUCUCAGGAAACCACAGAGUCUGAGAAUGUAGAAGGCUUUCGUGAAUACACAGAUAUAAAUGUAACUAGGGAAUCAUUGAACAUUGAAGAAGAGCAACAACCUUCCAUUGCAGAAAAGCCAACAUUACACUCACAACACUCCAAUGGUAUAACUCAGGGUUUUGAAAGAACCAUGUUUGAGAAAGUGCUAAAGGCUGUACAUGCAGAAGCUAUUGAUGAAUCUCUUGCAUUGCAGUCACUUGAUAAACAAAAAUCUGGAAGCAAAGGGAGGAAAAGUUCAUCUUCUAAGAAACGCAUCAAACUCUUCAGAUCACAUGGUAAAUCUGAUACUACCGGAAAAUCUUCAGACCAAACUCUCAAACAAAAAGUUAAAGCUUCUGUAGCCAACAUUUCUCGAAUUAUCAAAGGAAAACAGGGAAAUGGACAGGAGAGAAAGGAAGGCUCUGCCAAUGCAAAGACUGAACUUGUUGCCCAAGAAUCCUCUGAAAGACUUUCGGGACUGGCUAAAAAGAAGUCAGGAAUUUCAUCAUUCAAACUGUCUAACCUGUCUGCAAAAGACAAAAGUAUUUCAGCACCAGCUUUUGUAGAAGAGCUGACAGACCAGACUGUUGUGGUGGGUCACUCGGUGACUCUGUCCUGCAGAACCGCUCAACCUGCACUAGCAGUGGAGUGGUUUAAAGAUGGAGUGUCUAUUCAGAGCAGUGACCGAGUACUCAUCUCUUCGACGCUUAAGAACUACCAGCUUCUCACAAUAUUGGUGAUUAAUGCGCAGGAUCUGGGGAUUUACGCCUGUGUGGCUAGCAACGCUCUUGGCAGUGCCUCCACCUGCUGCAUUAUAAAGAAAGCUGAGGUCCCCUGUUGCCCCAGCACCCCUGAAGUUGCCCAGGUGUACAAAGACGGAGCCCUUAUCGUGUGGAAGCCGGUGGAAUGCAGCAAUCCCGUGGCCUUCUGCCUGCAAUACAGGAAAGAAGGUGAGGAAUGGAGGACUCUGGCCGCAGAUAUUGCUGACUGCUGCUAUUCUACCCAUAACCUCUGCGAAGGCCUUGUCUAUACCUUCAGGAUCACGUGUGUCAGUAAAGCCGGCGUAGGACCGUACAGUCAACCAUCUGCUAACAUCAGGAUUGGAAGACCAGGCCCAGCAAACGUAAAUCUGAUUGGACAAACAGAAACGCUUGGGACAGGAGAGAAUUCAGAGAGAGAUCUAUGUACAAAACAAUGGGAGAUCAAAAGGGGUCGUUUCAGUGUUGUGAGACAGUGCCGGGAAAAAUCCAGCGGGAGAGUCCUUGCUGCUAAAAUAAUACCAUACAAAGAGGACAAGAAGGAAUCUACAUUAAUGGAAUUCUUUAUACUGAAGAAACUGCAUCACACCAAUAUAGUGCAGUUACAUGGGGCAUAUCUGAGCCCACAGCAGCUGGUGUUAAUCCUGGAGAUGUGCGAGGGUCAGGAGCUGAUGCAGUGCUUGUCUGCUGGACAGUCGUACUCAGAACUGGAGGUUAGAGAUUACCUCUGGCAGAUUCUCAGUGCUGUAGAAUUCCUCCAUGCCAAACAGAUCUUACACUUGGACCUGAGGUCAGAAAAUACAGUUGUUACAGAGCAUAAACUGCUGAAAAUCUUGGAUUUUGGUAAUGCGCAAUUCUACUCUCCAGACAAGGUCAUCACAACAGACAGGCAUAUGGAUUUCUUGGAAACUAUGGCUCCAGAACUUUUGGAAAGCCAAGGAGCAGUUCCACCAACAGAUAUCUGGGCAGUUGGAAUUACAGCAUUCAUUAUGUUGAGCGCUGAAUAUCCAUUUAGUACCGAUAGCACUACUGAGUUAGAAAAAGCAAUCAAGAAAGGACUGGUAAAGUUUUCGAGAUGCCAUGCUGGUUUAUCUGGAGGAGCAGUUUGUUUCUUGCAGAGCACACUCUGGGCAAAUCCAUGGGGAAGGCCAUCUGCAUCAGAUUGUCUCAAGUUGCCCUGGUUACAGGAAGCCGGCCUAGCCACAUCUAAGCAGCCUGCUGUCAGUUUCCCCAGCGCUAAACUAUGCAGCUUCUUACAGGAGAGACGGAGAGAGCUGCGCACAAAGAAACAAUGCUAUGAACUUGUGUAGCUGAAGACCAGAAGAGGUUACCUCACUAAUGGAGGGACUGAAACACAAAUGUCACUCUAUGCUGUAUCUGACCACAACUGAAAGAGCUUUGUAUAUCUAAAUAUGCCUACUCUUCCAAUCCUUCAGAAUUUGCAUGCACAUUAUAUCAUUUUUUUUCUUUUUUGUGAGGUUUUCAAAUUUAAACCCAUUCUAAUUCAUUUGAAAUGCCCAGGACAACACCUUACCACAAGGUUUUUUAAAUGCAUUUAAAGCGCAAUAAAAUACCCUAUACCAUACAUGGGGGCAAUUCCAAAUGGAUCCAGUCCAUUAGAAAACCCUUUGCCAAAAUGUCUUUCUAGUUCUUUUCUUUUUUAUUUAACCGCUUAAUGAUACUGCUUAAGUUUGCUCAAUUGUUCCAUGAUGGAAUAAUUCCAUUAGUGGUCAUUAAGGGGUUAAACUUUUUAGAUUAUGCACCUUGGAUCUGUUGAAAGCACUUGUUUGCCUGUUGUGAGAUUUCUUUGCUAUUUGCACAGCUUUAUGUGCAUGACAAGUUCAUAUAUUAAUAAACAGCAUUGUUAAAAUACUAAACAAUGUUGCUGAAACUAUAAAACAGCAGUGCAAAAAUGAAAUAUGUUCAUUGUAAAUGAUUGCCAUGAAGUGUUUGGAGGUUAGAUGUGUUAAUUAUAAAGUUGAAGACAAUUAUAUGUCUUGAAUAUGUAAUUAAUUAAGAUUAAUAUAUAAGAGAUAGUUGGCAUGUUUUUUUGACAGUUUAUCUUUUGCUUCUAUAAAAUACUAUGAAAAUCAUUUAAACAUCUUGCUAUACUCCGAUUUAUGUGCACAUAGCUUUUUAUUGCUUUUUUAAAUUAAACAACAUAGCUUAUAAUAAUAUAUAAUAAUUGGAGCUGAGCAAAAUAUCACCCUUGCUGCCAUAUGAUGAAAUAUAUGGGUACCCCAACAUUUUUGCAUGCAAAUUCUGAUGGACUGACAUCCAGGCCAAGGUUUUUUGUUGUCCUAAAUAACAUAAAUAAAAAUUGUUUUUUGAAGUUAUUUUAUCUCAGUUGUAAAGUCACUAAAUUUUAAAUGAUUUUAAUAAUAAUGCAUUUAUAUUUAUUUAAAAUAUUAAAAUUUUAAAAUAUAAAUAAAAAACUGCAGAGACAGUUAUUUAAUUCUGUUGAAAUUGAUGAUUGACAGGUGCCUAAUAUUGUUAGAACAAAACUACAUUAGUGUAAAGGAAAAGCAUUGUGUAAGCGUUAACUAAAAUAGGUUAAAUAUACAUGAAAUCAAUAAACAUUUAUACAGUUGCUUCAGUGAUCCUUCUGUUCUUAAGACACAUACCUAAUAGAGUAUAUAGUCUUUGUCUCUAAGCCAUGUCACAUUAUUAAAUAUAAGCAAUAACAAUCUAAUCUAAAUAUAUUGUUAUAUGAUGUCAUAAACUACAUCUCACUGACUUAAUUUUGUAAACCAUGUAUUUUAUUGAGUGACAUAAACCUUGGUCUAAGUAACGGAAUAUGCUAGAUCUGACAUUUUACCUUUUUUGUCCUAUGAAAAAUGUUGUUUUAUUAGAUUUUCUAAAGAUCUUUAGCAACUGGUUCCUAAUGUUUAACAUAUCCUUGAUUGCAUCCAAAACCUGGUAUCUUAAGUUACUGUCCCAUCGGAUAUAGUGCCGAAGGUAAUAGAGAACCAUCCAACACAAGAUUUCAUAAAUGCUGCUUAUAUCAGAUAUGGUCUGUAAGAUGCAUAAAGGAAUUAGAACAAAUUUCCAAUAACAAGGUCUCAAAAGUAAAUUUUAGUUUCAUUAUAUUUUUUUAAUAAUGUGUAGUAUUAAUUCCACGACAUAAAAUGGAUGUAUAGUCAUCUAUAUAUCUUUAUUGUGACUAUUUUGCAAGAAGCUACCCAAUUAACCCGCAGACCUCUAUAUUUUGAUAUAUUUGUAACCACUCAUGCAGCACAUUAUUUACUGUUUGUUAUACUUAGUGAGACUCUUUAAGAACAUAUUUUGCCUAUGCCAUCUGUAUACAACACUACAGAACUAGUCACUUGACCUCCAACCAUCCAGGAUUAUAAACUAAAAGCCAGAAAUGCUUUCUUUGUUUUAGUCUUUUUUACUAAAACAUUUUUUGCUAGGAAAAAACUCAAGAAAUUGUCUGAUAUUUUCUUUAUUGAAAUUUAGUGACUGCAAUUUAACCCUGUGGUAAUAUAGUGUACUCCCUGCAGCAACAAAAUCUAUUAACGCUCGAACUAUAAGUGACUUGACCGAUGUACAGCUUGUAUAUUUUUUAAAGCAUGUUAGAACUAAGGGAACAUAAUUUUAACUAUCUUAUUCCAAUAAUACUGUACACUUGCAUGUAUUUUGAAGAUUUAUAUCUGAGUUAUCUGUAAGAUUUUGAAAUAUAAAGUAUUUUGACAAAGUGA
Bombina bombina (fire-bellied toad) is the source of this 32648-nucleotide messenger RNA. RefSeq names its product obscurin, cytoskeletal calmodulin and titin-interacting RhoGEF (gene OBSCN). Gene Ontology annotation, molecular function: protein binding; guanyl-nucleotide exchange factor activity; protein kinase activity. NCBI's taxonomy places the organism in Eukaryota, Metazoa, Chordata, Amphibia, Anura, Bombinatoridae. Gene Ontology annotation, biological process: protein phosphorylation. The record is from RefSeq and is a predicted model, not a curated record.